This is a messenger RNA of Morus notabilis, 1369 nucleotides long. RefSeq lists its product as uncharacterized. NCBI's taxonomy places the organism in Eukaryota, Viridiplantae, Streptophyta, Magnoliopsida, Rosales, Moraceae. The transcript is spliced from 8 exons. The record is from RefSeq and is a predicted model, not a curated record. Bases 806 to 1093 code for a protein of 95 amino acids.
UACUGUAAUAAAUUAUGAAUCAUGAUUCAAAUUAUAGUUUGAAUUCUGAAACUAAGUAUCUCCUAUUGAGGCAGAUUACGAACAAAAAAAAAAAACUUUUUCUAACGAGGUGCGGAGACAAAGCAUUUUACAAUAAUUGGUGUAGUUUACUGUCAUUCCUCUGGUCUCAGCCCCAAGAGCCACCAAGAACCAGAUCUUCCUUUCUUUCUUCCCUAUUUUCUCAUUUGUCAUCCAAGUAUCGUUGUCCUUGCAAGAGCGCCCAGAGGAAUUAUUGGUGACGGUCUAAGCUUUGGUAAGACUUUUGUUAGUGGCUCCAAGAAAUUUGUUCUAUUCAGGAGAGCUCUCUCAACUUAUGCAAGAGCCUCAUUUUGGAAUGAGCCAAGUUCCAUCUGGGUGGUGCUAUUAAUUCCUGUGUGGCGACGCCCUUCAAUUACACGUUCAGGGGAAGAUGCAAAACAAUGAAUCUGGCGUAGUGGCCAUGACACAAGGUGAUGAGGUGAGGACAUUGCAUACAAAUGUUUUGCCCCUCAUUGGCGCUUCAGCUGCGUUCCUUCAGCUACAGCCAGAGUCUCCAUUUCAGACACACUACAAGACCAUGGUGACCUCUCUGAUUGCUGCCUGUGUCUAUGUCGUGACCGGACUAGCGAGCAUCAAGUUCAAUGGUUUUAUCAAAGAGGUGAUCACAGAAGUCAGCCUUUUGUCAGGGCUGCUUUCUCCCCUGUUGAUGUUUCUCACCAUGUUUCCCCUUUUGGGGUGGGUCUGUUUGGUUUUGUGAGCGCUUUCGGUUUUCAUAAUCGCUUAUAGAAUGAUAUCUAGUCGGCAUCUUAAACUGUCACAACAAGACAAUCAGCUCAGGAGCAGACCAAGUGACGACAAUGAUGAUGAUGAGGAUGAGGACGACGCAGAAUCUCAGAUGGCUGUGCCUGAACAGAUGAGGAUUGGAAUAGCAGUGGAAGAGGCACGAAAGCAAGGACAAGAACCGCAAGAAGCAGUGGAUAUGAUGGAAAAACGACUGGGUGAUGAUGAGGUACCCGGAAAACAAUGGAGUGGCGCUGCUAAAAGGAGAGUUCUCCAUGGGAAGAAGACGGGGUGAUGAUGUGGUAUUCGGAAAACAUGGGAGGGGCGCUGCAGCCCGGACUAUGUGCAGUAAGCUCCGGCAGAAUGACUUUUAUAGGAGGUUCCCGUUGAAAUACAGGAAGUAGAUGUAGAGAAGUGAAAUGGUUCUUAUUUCUUAACUGUUCUAUGUACCAAAAUUAGAAAUUGACCAUUUACUGGACCUGAGUUUUGGUUGUGCUGAGAACAAAUCAGUUUGCCAAAGAUUUAAGUGUUAAAUGAUAUUCCUUGUAUAAGUUUGCAUACAUUGUCCUUU